AUGCCCACCCCUAAUUGCUACCGUUCCCAAAUACAAAAAAGCAAUCUGGAAACCCUAAAGCCUAUGUACAAUACAAUAUUGAAAAUCUCAUCUCACUGCCGGUACGCCUUCUCGGAGUCAAGGCUCUCAUGGGCAAGCGAGAGUUUCAAAGAGGGAAGCUCGAUCGUGAAUUCGUAGAAGAAGAUGAUCGAGUUCAAACCCCCAACAAAUCUGUAGUAAAUAUCAGCGACGAUGAUGAAGAAGACGAGGCAAACGAAGAUUUAAGUCUCGAAAUUGUCGAGAAAGCUCUAUUGAUGCGUGCGGCGAAGUUGGUCCCGGACGACCCCGUUUCUUUUUCCUCUAAUGGAGUUGACUCUGUGAGGAACAACACUCCUUCCAGUGGUGUUGCUGGUGUUAAAGUAGUAAACAAUGCCACGGAGGAGAAAAAAAGACUGAUCAAGAAGGUAAAGAAGAAGAAGCUAAAGAAGACGGAAAUCGCACACGACAAUGAUGUUGAGACCAAAGAAGACAUAGAUGUAGUGGUAACUGAGGUUACUGAGCCAAAACCAGUUGCGGUUGCAAACAAUGCUGUGCUUCGUAAACUUCUUCGAGGGCCAAGGUAUUUCGAUCCUCCAGAUAAUAGUUGGGGAACAUGCUAUAAUUGUGGUGAAGAAGGACACGCGGCCGUGAAUUGUAAGUCGGCUAGGCGGAAGAAACCAUGUUUUGUUUGUGGGAGUUUUGAGCACAAUGCAAAGCAAUGCAAUAAGGGACAAGAUUGCUUUACCUGCAGAAAGAGUGGGCACCGUGCUAAGGACUGUCCUGAUAAGUAUAAGGGUAGCUCCACGAGAUCAAAUAUAUGUUUAAAGUGUGGAUAUGGUGGACAUGAUAUGUUUUCAUGCUGGAAUGAUUAUGAACAUGAUGAUCUCAAGGAAAUUUGUUGUUAUGUUUGCAAAAAAGUGGGGCAUUUAUGUUGUGUCAAGUAUGCGGAUUCUUGUCAAAACGUAGUUUCUUGUUACAGAUGUGGUCAAGUGGGACAUACCGGCUUGUCCUGCACAGGGAUAUAUGGUGAAACCACAGGAGCUAAUGCUGUGGCUAGCUCGUGCUUUAGGUGUGGGGAAGGUGGUCAUUUCGCACGAGAGUGCACAAACUCUUAUCAGGUGGGUAAAAGGGACCGGGAACCAUCCACCCCAACUUUGAGAGUUCACAGAGAACAGAAACACAAAAAGCAAUUCGCGUCUGCUCCUCAUGACCUUGGCAAGGCUGCUCAUAAAAAGAAAAAAUCUCACCAUCAUGAACCAAGUGUUACUACACCGCAAAAGUCGAAACAUAGAGGUGGAUGGAUAAUGGAUGAUCCUGUGGACUUCUCUUAUGGCAACGGCAGAAAUAAUAGUUGGAGGUCUCCAGCAACACCGGCUGGUAAUUAUCGAGGUAGAUGGAUGACAGAGGAUCUUGGGGACUUCUCCUACGAUAGUAGGAGAAAACAGAGCUGGAGGUCUCCUGCAUCACCGUAUAGCCAGGGUCAUAGAAUUUCUACUAUUACUGCUGGUGGUCAUGUAUCAAAUUCUCAGUCUUCUAAACGAACAAGGAAGGGUUAUGCGAACCCACAUUUCCAAGGAUCCUAUAAUGCAUGGUAGCUUUAGUAGUUUUUUUUUUUUUUUUUUUUUCUUGCUGUUCAAAGCCAAUUGUUGUUACAAAGGCCAUACCAUUGUUCAAUUUUCAUUUUUAUUUUUCUCUAAAGUUAUGUUGGAAAUUUAUUGGAUCACAAAAGUUGCAUUGUAUUUUUCUUGUGUCUUUCAGCCCAGCCCAUUCGCAAGGGUGGUCUCAUUUCAUUCGAAUAUAAAAUGUUAAAAUUAAACACAUUAUUUUUUGGAGGGAAUCCACAUAUAAUAAUACAUUUCGAAAA
Messenger RNA from Cannabis sativa, 1882 nucleotides. RefSeq lists its product as uncharacterized. The transcript has 7 exons. Gene Ontology annotation, molecular function: zinc ion binding; nucleic acid binding. Lineage: Eukaryota; Viridiplantae; Streptophyta; Magnoliopsida; Rosales; Cannabaceae. The record is from RefSeq and is a predicted model, not a curated record. Bases 129 to 1613 code for a protein of 494 amino acids.